CACUAGGGCAAUAACUGUAAUAACUCGCAUUAGGCACAGCACUCAUACGGUACAUUCUGCAUUACUUUAUCUUUGGUUUAUUUCACUGUUGUUCGGUAGUUACACUGCAUUUCUACAGACCAUUGCCUUGAAGAACAAUGUUUCAUUCCUCUUCUGUUGUCAUUUACUUGAUUGCUUGCUUGUGUUCGAUCGGAGAUACAAAUCAUUACCUUGGCGGCACCUUCAAUUGGCGAUCACUAAGUAAUGGAAAGGUUCAGGUUUCAUGGACGAUAUCAUGGGUACGAGAUGUCGAGGAAAGUUUAAGACCAAUAUUUGAUUGUCAAGGGCGACAAGAAAUAUUAGGUGAAGGCCUUCUAAUAUGUCUGAACUGUUCGAAUCCAACUGCCUACCGUAAACCCCUGCGAUUGAAUUGUGUAAGCUACAGUAUCGAGGAUGGGUCUAGCACUGGCCAUAAUUCCUUCGUCUUUGAUCCAAGAGAUAAAAAUACACUUUUGUCACAAUUCACGUUAUCAUAUCAACGAAGCAAAAACAUCACUAGGUCAAGUAGUUACUGGAGGAAGAUUACCAACUAUGGAGGAGGAUCAAUGUAUAAAUUAUGGAGAAUGAUGAUAGAAGUUGAUACGAGUAUCAACAAUGCGUCUCCCAUAGCAACGUUCCCACCUAUAUAUGUCGUGCAACAUAGUUGUGGGAAUGUGACAAUCAAAUUAACAGUUUUCGAUCCUGAUGGUGAUGAAGUGCGAUGUCGUUGGGCUACUGGUCCGAGUGAAUGCCCUCCUGGAAUUAUGAACGUUGUUCCCGUCUGUGGGCCUAUAUCACCGCAUGCAGUGAUGAACGAAGAAAGGUGUGAGUAUACUUUUCCUGUCUCUGCUCUUGAUUACAGUCACCCAGAUUACGGCAAUCGUUUAACAAGCUAUUGGUUUGCUGUGCCGAUCACUGUCGAAGAUUACCGAGACGGUCAAAGACUGAGUAAAGUACCGGUGCAAUAUUUAAUCAGAGUUGAUAAACGAGCACAAAAUAUAUGCAAGAAGCCAAAACUGCACAUCGGUCAGGAUUGCCUGUAUCUACUCGUGGGCGAGACGUGGAUGCUUACAUUAAAAGCGGAUAGCUCAUCAGGGAUAAAAGACAUCGUAGUUUAUCCGGGAACUUCAAGAAUCAGAAUUUUCGAAUUUAAUGACGCUUCUACUACAAAAUACGGGUUUAGAAAGAUCUCGUGGACACCAACUGUAGAAGAUUCGGGACAACACUUUAUUUAUAUUUAUGCUAUCGAUAACGAUGGAUAUCGCAGUGAUUAUAAAACAGUUGUGAUAAAUGUAAUACGAAAAUGGGCUGAAGCAAAAAUUCAGGAAACACCCGAAAUCACGAGUCAUUAUCCAACGUCAACCAGUGUGUAUGAUAUUCAUAAACGCGUUUGGAACAUUACAUUUGAUCAGAAGAUACAACGUCCAACACUGUCACGAUACGUUCGGGUUCUUACCGAUCCAGAAAAUAAAGAGAUUUUUCAAGUGGAUCUGUCGGAUGAAAAUGCAGCGGUAGUACACAUCAAUGACCGUAAAACAUAUCAUUUUAAUGGACCAACACUUGAAAGUGGAAAUAUGUAUCGUAUAGUUAUUGAAAACGGUGCAACAGAAUCGGAAUCCUGUGAUGCGUGUACUCACCGUUGCGCAAAAUUUCCUUCGAAGGGUGUAACUUAUCAACUUCUUACUGGAGAAAAAAUAGUAAACACAACGGAUGCACCAUCAAUAUGCGAACUGGUUCAACCGGAGAUCGAUAUUGGUCGAAACUGUACUUAUUUACAAGUUGAGAAAAUAUGGAAACGAACAAUCACUGCUGUGAACACUCAUGAAUUCCUGUCACUUGUCAUUGAGGGCAUUAAUGGGAUGAUAAUCAAGGAUGGAUAUUUAGAUGGCGAUUUUUAUGUCAGAGAAUUGUCAUGGAGACCAAGUGCUAAAGACAAAGGACGGCAUCAAGUACACGUUGUAGCACUGGGAACCCAAAGGAUGUCGAGCAUCACUGAAGUAAUGGAGCUGAUUGUAGUUGAUCAGGCACCCAAAGACCAAGACAACAUUAGCGGUCCAUCAGUUGUCACCAGUGAAAGUGAACCGUAUGCAAAUGAAGUUUUGGCAUCACCAAUCACUAACAUUACCAUUACAUUCGAUAUGAAAAUCAGUAAACCAGCAAACCCAGUUUUUAUUCGCAUUCAGCAUCAAUCCAAUCCAAGUGUUGCUUUUAAGGUAGAUGCUUCUGGAGAUAGUGUUACAAUUGAUGAUGUCACAAGGAGAAAAAUGAUAGUUCCUCUGCCGGAUGCUACUACACACGGCACGUUCAGAGUGAGGCUGGAUCCUGGGGUAGCUCUGUUCUUAUUUUGUGAUGCCUGCAACAGUACACCUACAUGCAAUGUAUACCAGUCAUUAGCCGCUCAAUGGGAAUUCCACGUUGAAAAGUGUGACUGUAAUUCGAUUCUCCAACGCCUCUCACAAGUUGAAGAGCGCCUCGUACGACUGGAGUCGACUUUUUCAACACAGUAACCUAAUUUCAUCAUUUGUAUUUGUUAACAAAUUGUGUCAGUAGCUUUCACAAUGAAAAUUAUACAGGAAUAAGAGUGAUAGCCUGUUUGUCUUCCUUGUUUCUAGACUGCCACUAAUAUUACACAAGAUUUAGUGGCAAUAAUAUGCCUUAGGCCUCCAGUUAUACUGUGUGAUGAUACUGACGACAACGUACAGUACGCUUACGUAAUGUAACUACUGUACCACGUCUAUGUAAAUGGGGUAGCUACGUACCCCAUCGAUGGUGUAUCUACAAUGCCUGUAGCGAAUGUAGUAACCAUACUCAUGUACUUGACGUGGCAUUACGCAUAAUUAUGUAGAUGAUGUAACGACCACACCCAUGUAAACGAUGCAACUCCUUCUCAUAAAAGUAGCACCACAUUAAGCUGGCCCAAUAAUAGGUCUAUGUAACUGUAAAUUCUAUAUAUGCAGAAAAGUGAAAUCCCCCAUUUGUACUGUAGUAGACAUAGGCCUAUUCUUUACUGCCCCUACUCUUAUGCUUUUAUAUUACAUGGUUUUACUUGAAGGCGAUGGAGGGAAUUCUUCAAUAGUAAUAAUAAGAAUAAUGGAAUUAAGAAGUGCAACACCAAUGUGCUUCUCCUCAACCAAUAAAACGAAUUAUGAUGUUUCAAAUAAAUUUAUUGUAAGACACUAUCCGUAUUUAGAUCUCAUUACAGAAUAAAGCUGGGGAGUCAACAUCAA
Messenger RNA from Anneissia japonica, 3245 nucleotides. RefSeq lists its product as uncharacterized. The record is from RefSeq and is a predicted model, not a curated record. The coding region runs from base 138 to 2525 and encodes 795 amino acids. NCBI's taxonomy places the organism in Eukaryota, Metazoa, Echinodermata, Crinoidea, Comatulida, Comatulidae. The transcript has 16 exons.